GGAUUUGUAAAUGUAAACAAAAAUCUUAAUGCUUCGACGCGACGUCUUCCUGUUGGAGGCUGGAGCAGUGUACUCCAUUAUCCAUUGGUGUUUGUUUCUCGGCAGUUCCAUGUCAUAUAUGAAUGCAGUAACGAAGAGGAAGUCCUGGGCAUGCUGGUCGAGUUAAGAGAGAGAGUAAGCCACCAGCAGUGGCGAAGGAUUGCUAAGAGAGAGAGACGACGCAGAGUCCGCCAGCAGCUUGCUCAGGAACUUGAGGCUAGACUUCAAGAAGAGCAAGUAGCCCUUUUAGCCGACCCAACAUAUGUGGCAGAGUUAGAGAGAAUAGAAUGUCUAGAAGAAGAGGCCCAGAGGUUAGAACAGCUAGCAGCGGCACAGGCAAAGAGAGAAUGGGAGUUGAGAGAUGCUGCCCUGCAUACAAAGUUCCUGAGGGAGAAGCAGAAACGUUGCCAACAGGAAGAGGAGCGUGCCAAGCAAGAAGUAAUGACUAAAUUUUAUUGUCUUACAGUUUGGAGGGGAAAAAAAGCAGUCGUAGAAGGUCUUGGGGAGGCUGAGAAUGGGGAAGUGACCCAAAAUCCUGAACCCCCAGAGGGCUAUGGCAGAAGGGAGGUUGUGCGCCCUAAGGGAGAACCAUGUCCGUUCUUCACAAAGACUGGUUCUUGCAGAUUUGGGAUUUUCUUUUUAAGAGAUCAUGACUAUCCAGAUCAGAGUCGGACGUUGCUUUUCCCCAACAUGUAUUCACACUUCGGACUGGAACAUUUAGCAUUUGACAUUCACGAUUCAGAUGUGGCACUUGAGUACUCAGACUCAGAGAGCUACCAGCACUUCAAGGAUUUCUUUGAAGACACGCUACCAGAAUUCCAAAGAUGUGGAACUGUCUUGCAGUUCAAGGUGUGCUGCAACACCAGUCCUCACCUCAGGGGAAAUGUUUAUGUCCAGUACUCCAGCCUAGAGGCUGCCAUGAAGGCUAGGACUCUCUUCAAUGGUCGGUGGUAUGCUGGUCGACAACUUACUUGUCUUUAUAUUAAUCUCGAGAGAUGGAAACAAGCUGUUUGUGGAUUGUUUUGGCGACAGAAGUGUCCAAAAGGUGGUCAGUGUAACUUCCUACACACUUACCGCAAUCCAGGCAAUGCCUUCUGGAGAGCUGAUCAGGAUCUUCAUCUAGAGAGCCCAAGAGACUCUGCUGAAGGCCUCCGAUGCACUCCGACACCCAGAAAUAAUUACAUCAGGCAUCAAGAGACAAGCAAGACUCAUUCAAGCUCUAGCAACAAUGCAAGAAAUCACUACAGGUCAAGGUCAAGAAAUAGAUCGUUAGCAGAGGAAAAAAAUGCGGGAGAAUCGGUUGGAAAAGAACACAGAAGUAGAAAGUCUAAAAAAGACAAAUCACAUGGUAAUAAAAAUAAAAAUUUGAAAAGUGUGUCUGUAGAACCAAGAGACAGGUUGAGGUCAAGGAGCAGGUCAGCAGAGCAAAAAAGCAGAUCAAGAAGGGCUAGAAGCAGAACACCAGAACAAAGACAUAUAUUGAGAAGGUCAGGGAGCUGGUCAGCAGAGAAAAAAAAAAAAUCAAGAUCAAGAAGUAGAUCAAUAGAAAAAAGGGAAAGAUCAAGAAGGUCAAGGAGUAGGUCAGCAGAUGAAAGAAAAAGGUCAAAGAGUAGGUCAGCAGGGCAAAAACCAGUUGUCAGAAUAAAAUGAAACAAGAAAAUGUGAAGACUCGAUGAAUAAACAGUUUAGGUCAGCAAGUAAGAGAAGGGAAGCAAAUUGCAGCCGUCGGAGUAUGAAAGAGCAGGAGUACAGAGAGAAGAGUUACAGUUCAAGACAAAAAUGUAGAAGGCAAUGGUUACAAGACUUCACAAUCUUAUUAUUAUGAUGAUGAUGACUAUGAUCAACAUCACUACUCUUAUAAUAAUUUUAAAAAUUAUUAAUAUAAAUUACUAUUAUUGUUAUUGAUUGAUUGAUUGAAACACUAAAAUUUGUC
Messenger RNA from Penaeus monodon (black tiger shrimp), 1972 nucleotides. Its product is annotated as U2 small nuclear ribonucleoprotein auxiliary factor 35 kDa subunit-related protein 1-like. Gene Ontology annotation, cellular component: spliceosomal complex; U2AF complex. The record is from RefSeq and is a predicted model, not a curated record. Gene Ontology annotation, biological process: mRNA splicing, via spliceosome. NCBI's taxonomy places the organism in Eukaryota, Metazoa, Arthropoda, Malacostraca, Decapoda, Penaeidae. Gene Ontology annotation, molecular function: metal ion binding; pre-mRNA 3'-splice site binding.